AUGCUUAACUUAGUGGGACUGAGCGUUGCGGUGCUACUCUCAGCAGUGGGCGCAGCAACGAUAGACAGACUGGAGUAUGACUACUUCAAAUACCACCCCAUGCCAGAGAUCUCCAAAUGGAUGGCUCAGAUUGCUCAGGACUACCCUGAUGUCGUAACCACAGAGGAUUAUGGACACUCCUAUGAGAACAGGACUAUUAGUUUGCUUAAGAUUGGUCUGAGUACUGGAGGGAAAAAGAAAGCUAUCUGGAUGGACUGUGGGAUACACGCCAGGGAGUGGAUCGCCCCAGCCUUCUGUCAGUACUUCGUCAGACAGAUUCUGCAAACAUACAAAACAGACCCAAAAAUGGAACAGAUGAUGAAGAACAUGGACUUCUAUGUCACGCCGGUGCUCAACGUGGACGGCUACAUCUACUCCUGGAAGGACAACACAACUCGACUGUGGAGGAAGAACAGGUCACCAGGACCUUCGGGCUGCAGCUGUUACGGCACAGACCUCAACCGCAACUUUGACGCCAACUGGGGCACAAUCGGGGUGUCAUCUGACUGCUGCUCAAACAUCUACUGUGGUUCAAAACCUGUGUCUGAGCCCGAGGCCCAGGCCGUAACCGAGUACGUGGGAAGCCGGAAGGACGACUUCCUGUGUUUCCUCACCAUCCACUCGUACGGCCAGCUGCUCCUGGUUCCCUACGGACACCCCAACUUCACCGCCCCCAACUACAACGAGCUGAUGGAGGUGGGUCGGGCUGCGGCAGACGCCAUUAGGGAGGUUCAUGGGAGGAACUACGUUGUAGGAGCCUCACCUGAUGUGUUAUACCCCAACUCCGGUUCAUCCAGAGACUGGGCUCGGAUGCAGGGGAUCCCCUUCGCCUACACCUUCGAGCUGAGAGAUAACGGGACAUUCGGCUUCGAGCUCCCAGAGGAUCAGAUCCAGCCGACCUGUGAGGAGGCCUACAGAGGAGCCCUGCACAUCAUCACCUACGCCCACGACAAGACCUUUAACGGCGCCGUGGUCACCGCUGCUGCAACCCUGUGGACCGUGCUGUUAGCAGUGGGUGUCAGCGGUGCCACCCUGAUGUGAGGU
Toxotes jaculatrix (banded archerfish) is the source of this 1083-nucleotide messenger RNA. Its product is annotated as carboxypeptidase O-like. Gene Ontology annotation, molecular function: zinc ion binding; metallocarboxypeptidase activity. The record is from RefSeq and is a predicted model, not a curated record. The coding region runs from base 1 to 1080 and encodes 359 amino acids. NCBI's taxonomy places the organism in Eukaryota, Metazoa, Chordata, Actinopteri, Toxotidae. The transcript is spliced from 9 exons. Gene Ontology annotation, biological process: proteolysis.